UGGCAUAAAUAGGUUAUGGUGAAGAUAAUGGACAGGCUGUGGCGAGUGAAUGUAAGAUAAUAAGGUUGUGCCUUCGCCAUCCUAGGAAAAACUACCUCGUCGCACCACACGGGGCUCAGCUGGUACGGAAGUGGAGGCGGCGUGCACUUGCUCGCUCGGAAAUCGGCUGUCAAAAUGUUUAGAAUUACAAUCCGGGCAGACAUGGGAGCCGUCUGGGUUUUGCUCUGUAUCAUCUACUGCCAGUUUAUGGCGGUAUCUUCAGAUGACAUCGUGGUGGCAUGCGGGGGAUUUGUGAAGUCGGACGUUGAAAUCAAUUACUCCCUGAUUGAGAUUAAACUGUACACCAAACAAGGUUCCCUCAAAUACCAGACAGACUGUGCUCCAAUAAAUGGCUACUUUAUGAUCCCUCUAUAUGACAAGGGAGACUUUGUCUUGAAGAUUGAGCCUCCGCUUGGCUGGAGCUUUGAGCCUACCAGUGUCGACCUCCAUGUGGACGGGGUCAAUGACAUCUGUACGAAGGAAGAAGACAUCAAUUUUGUCUUCACUGGCUUUUCCGUCUCAGGAACAGUUCUGAGUAAGGGCCAUCUCCUCGGCCCAGCAGGCGUGGAAGUUAAACUCAGCCGAGCAGGAACCGAGGAGAAGCUCCAGACUGUUGUCACUCAGCCUGGAGGAAAGUAUACCUUCUUCAAAGUGCUCCCUGGAAAUUAUGACAUCACAGCCUCCCAUCCCUCCUGGACACUGGAACAGAGCGCUACAUCAGUGCAUGUUUCCAAUGCCAACGCCCCGGCUGCCGACCAUCUGGUAGUGGGAGGCUACGAUGUCUCUGGGGAAGUCCGCAGUGAUGGGGAGCCCAUGAAAGAGGUCACCUUCCUGCUGUAUUCUGCCACAGUCAAGAAGGAGGCCGUCAGUGGCUGUAACACCUCCCCAGUGGACGGGGCAGAUUCGGGGGAUAACUCGCUGGUGUACCUGUGCAGCGCCCUCUCCAGGGAGGACGGAACCUUCUCCUUUCCCUCACUGGCCAGCGGCGAGUACACCGUGGUGCCUUUCUACCGGGGAGAGCGAAUAACUUUUGAUGUGGCUCCCUCUAGAAUGAAUUUCAAGGUGGAACACAACAGUUUGAAGCUGGAGCCUAUCUUCCGUGUCAUGGGCUUCUCUGUGACAGGCCGAGUCCUCAACAGUGUGGGCGGGGAGGGCGUGCCCGACGCCACAGUGUCCCUUAACAACCAGAUCAAAGUCCUCACCAAGGAGGACGGUUCGUUCCGGUUGGAGAACAUGACAGCUGGAACCUACACCAUCCGCACCCACAAGGAGCUCAUGUUUUUUGAGCCAAUCACAGUGAAGAUAGCCCCCAACACACCCCAGCUCCCUGACAUCAUCACAGCAGGGUUCAGUGUGUGUGGCCAGAUCUCUAUCAGCCGCCUGCCUGAGGGCAUGAAGCAGCAGGGCCGCUAUAAGGUCACCCUGACACACCAGGGCCAGGACAAGAGCUCCAGCCGGACCACCGACUCCGACCCCCAGGGGGCCUUCUGCUUUCAGGCCAAACCCGGAGACUACAGUGUCCAGGUGUCUCUCCCGGAGGCGGAGGUGAAGGCGGGCCUGGCCCUGCAGCCUCAGGCCCUGGAGGUGUCUCUGGUGGACAGACCCCUCUCUGACCUGCUCUUCACCCAGUUCAUGGCCUCUGUCUCUGGCAAAGUCUACUGCCUCGCGUCCUGCGAUGACCUGUCAGUGACCCUGCAGCCGGUGAGCCGGCAGGGGGAGAGGAGGACGGUGGCUCUGUCUGGCAGCAGCGACAUCCUCAGUUUCUCCUUUGAUAACGUUCUGCCUGGGAAAUACAAAGCGAGCAUCUCCCAUGAAGAGUGGUGCUGGAAGCAUAAGUCUGUGGAAGUGGAGGUUGUGGACUCGGACGUCUUGGGGGUGGAGUUCAGACAGAUCGGCUACAUCCUGCGCUGCUCCCUCUCUCACGCCAUCACGCUGGAGUUCUUCCAAGAUGGCAGCAAACCUGAGAACGUCGGCGUGUACAACCUCUCCAAGGGAGUCAACCGCUUCUGCCUCUCCAAGCCUGGUGUUUACAAAGUCACCCCUCGCUCCUGCCACCAGUUUGAGCAGGACUUCUACACCUAUGAUACGUCGGCCCCCAGUAUCCUGACCCUGACCGCAGUCAGACAUCACAUGACCGGGCUCAUCACCACAGACAAGAUCCUCGAUGUCACCGUCACCAUCAAAUCAUCCAUCGAGAGCGAGCCGGCGCUAGUACUGGGCCCUUUGCGAAGCCAGGAGGAGCAGAGGCAGGAGCAACAGCUGCAGGAGAUUCAGCUGCGGCGCCAGGAAAGGGAGCGCCGUGCCGCAGAGGAGGAAGGAGGCGCCAGGGAUGAUAGCCCCCCUGUCCAGGAGAAGGCUGACGAACUGACAGGCCCUUUCCACUAUGAGUUUUCCUACUGGGCCAGGGCUGGAGAGAAGAUCACAGUGACACCGUCGUCCAAGGAGCUGCUGUUCUACCCCCCUGAAGUCGAGGCCACCAUCACUGGAGAGUCCUGUCCAGGCCGGCUGGUGGACAUCACUGGGCGUGCCGGUCUCUUCCUGGAGGGCAAGGUGUCGCCAGAGCUCCAAGGUGUGGAGAUCUCCAUCACUGAGAGAGGAGCUGCUGCACCGCUCAUCACUGUGGCCACCAAUGAGAUGGGAGCAUACAGCGUGGGUCCACUCCACAGUGACCGGCAGUACGACAUCAGUGCCAGCAAGGAGGGCUUCGUCCUGAGCCCUGUGGAGGGAUCCCAGGGAGACUUCAAGGCUUUCGCCCUGGCUGGUGUCACCUUCAAGAUAAAGACGGAAGAUGGCCAGCCUCUGUCAGGUGUCCUCUUGUCCUUGAGUGGCGGUCAGUUCCGCUCCAACCUGUUGACCCAGGACACUGGCCUCCUUACCUUCAACAACCUGAGUCCUGGUCAGUACUACUUCAAACCCAUGAUGAAGGAGUUCCGCUUUGAGCCAGCGUCUCAGAUGAUCACAGUGGAAGAGGGCCAGAACCUCAGUAUUGAUAUUACUGGCAUUAAGACAGCAUACAGCUGCUACGGAGCGGUGCAGUCCUUGAGCGGCGAUGCAGAGCGGGACGUGGCAGUGGAGGCGGUGGGACAGGGAGAUUGCAGCCUCUACAGCGAGGACACCGUCACCGAUGAGGAGGGCCGCUUCAGACUCCGGGGUCUGCUGCCGGGCUGCAAGUACCUGAUUCAGCUGCGAGCCGAAGGUAACGACCACAUAGAGAGAGCCCUGCCGCAGCACAGGGCAAUAGAGGUUGGCAGCAGUGACAUCGAGGGGAUCAACAUCAUCGCCUUCAGACAGAUCAAUCAGUUCGACUUGAGCGGGAACGUCAUCACCUCACCUGAACACCUACCAACACUAUCGGUGAAGCUGUAUAAGAGCGACAAUCUGGACAAUCCCAUCAACAGCGUUUCUCUGGGACAGUCCCUCUUCUUCCACUUCCCCCCUCUGGACAGAGAUGGAGAGAGCUAUGUGCUGAUGCUCUACUCCACGCUGUCCCGAUCCCAGUAUGACUUCACUCUGCCCCAGGUCUCCUUCACCUCCACUGGCUACCACAAGCACGUCACGCUCACCUUCAACCCCAACCGCAAAGUGCCUGACCAGGAUGUUGCCCAGGGCUCUUACAUAGCGCUGCCCCUCACACUGCUGCUCCUGUUAGCAGCAUACAACCAUGAGAAGGUGAUUCCUCUGCUCCUGCAGCUGGUGAACCGUAUCCAGGGCGUGAGGAGCAUGGCUCAGGCCAGCGGGGACGCCGCCACUCUGGAUGAAGCCAAACGCCAGGCCAAGAGACAGAAGGCCAGGCGCACAUGAGAACACAGCCACAGGUCACAAGGGUAAUGAUGGGUGCUGGUGAACUGCAAAGUUUGCCAAGGUGUGAUUUUUGAACAUGGACCCAGGUGGAGCCCAACAUGAACCACUCGACAUGCAUUACUUUACCACCACCACCACUUCAGCCAAUCGGAUUCUGAUACUAAUGGCCAAUAUUUUACAGGACACGUUGCUCCAUCUGUCUUGUAGAACCUUUUUUUCCUCCUCUAAAGCACUCGUCGUCUACAAGAAUUGUCAAGUUUGUGCUCGUAGAACAUGAGACAUUUUUAUACAUUUGUAACUUAUCUGGGUUAGUUGAAAUGUUUUGAAAGAACUUUGAUGCUUUCAUUUCUGCCCAAACUGUUCAGGGCCUUUGUGCACAAUAGACAACAAACACGCAUCUCGCCUAUUAGCAUUGGGGUCAUUUCACCAUCAGUUUGGUUAAUCCAGGCAGGGAAUACUCCUCAGAAUUUAAAAAAAACUGAUUUUUGUUAUAAAUAUAAAAUUACUAAAAAGAAAUGGCCAUUCUUCCAUAAGUAAGUGAAUUGUAGUUUCAAUUUUUAUCAUGAAUUGACUGAAUAUCAAAAUUAAUCAACCCCAAACCGAACUGACCCCUGUAAUGCCAUCAGAAAGAGGACAUACUGCACUGUAACGUUUAAUUAGGACAGCCAAAGAGGUCAACAAGUCAGUAAAUGCACCACCUUGCGGUCAAUCAUGCCGUGUUGGUAAAAGGUAGAUCACCCAUGCGUUACUAUAAUGCAGUCCGUUUCUGAUGGUCUUUACAGCGUGAUGCAAAUUUGACUUUAUGUCAGUUUGUCUGUUUGCUCAGGAAGGUGGUGUUUGGGGUGGGGGGCGGGGGGGUAUAAUGGCAUAGCAUAAUGGAAAUUUGGGUUUGAAUUCUGUGUGAGGAGAAGUGCAGAUUUCUGGUAGGGAGCUGUAUGGGAUAACUUUGAUAGCUGAUUAAUUUAUUAACAUUUGUCCAAUCUGAUGUGAAUGAUAAAUGCGUUCGUGUGCUAGCGAAUUUGUUUUAUAAGUGUGGUUGUUCUUGUUUUUUUUUUUGUUUUUUUUUUUAAAUGAUGUUCAGGCAGAUUUAAAUGUAUGGUAGGUUAUCCACACUAAAUUUAAGAUGACUCCUAUCCACAGAGACACUCUGUCAUACCAUGAAAAGAUCUUCUAAAGGGUAUGUCACAACGUUGGAUUAAAGUUAGAAGAAUAAAGCAGAAUGGUAAUUUCAUAAGCUCAUUGUGUUACCGCUGAGCAGUGGUAAUGCGCUGUGAAAAGUGUUGACCCCAUUUAUUUUUCUACAUUUAAUUCAUCUGCUCUCAGUUGUGACUGACUGUCAUUGAAAGAUGAAAAGGCCACUGCCUAUUUACUGAGUUGAAAGAUACUCCAAUUAGUCUACGGUUGGGGGGAUUUGAUUGGUUUGGUCGGGGGUGGGAUGAAGGGGAAUUG
Myripristis murdjan (pinecone soldierfish) is the source of this 5289-nucleotide messenger RNA. RefSeq names its product nodal modulator (gene nomo). The transcript is spliced from 31 exons. Gene Ontology annotation, molecular function: carbohydrate binding. Gene Ontology annotation, cellular component: endoplasmic reticulum membrane. NCBI's taxonomy places the organism in Eukaryota, Metazoa, Chordata, Actinopteri, Holocentriformes, Holocentridae. Bases 175 to 3840 code for a protein of 1221 amino acids. The record is from RefSeq and is a predicted model, not a curated record.